Molecule: messenger RNA, 3009 nt
Organism: Onychostoma macrolepis
Lineage: Eukaryota; Metazoa; Chordata; Actinopteri; Cypriniformes; Cyprinidae
Exons: 3
Coding region: 1-2046 (681 amino acids)
Biological process (GO): DNA integration
Molecular function (GO): nucleic acid binding
Source: RefSeq, a predicted model, not a curated record
AUGUGCUGCCGUGUCGGGACGUGGGCUGGUUGUUUUUGUGUGACGGGUGCGAAGCGAUUGGGAGGUAUAGUUUGCAGUUUUGGGGCUUCCCCAACUAAAGUUCGGCGGCCGCCGGGGGUUUUUCCCCACGAACGCUGUACCCCAUGUCCGGUGGCGGAUAAUAAUCCGUUGGCUCAUCUGAAUACAGCAAAUUUGGGUGCAGUGGAACAACGAUGGGCGGCUCAGCUCGCGGGAUUCCAGUUUGAUGUACGUUACAGACCGGGGCGGACAAAUGGAAAUGCUGAUGCCCUCUCCAGGUGGCCUGUGAGUGAGACUUCGCCCGGCCCUACGGAGGAUGGGGCAGUCCCGUGUGGUGAGGUCGGACAUGUAGCACCUGAAGUCGUCCGUGCCUGUGUCCAUGCCUUUGUUCCAGUUGCUGAGGAUCUGGAGGAGGGUCACAAGAUCGAGACAACGGUUCAUACAGAUCAAGGAGACCGUGUGGGACCUAGUUUGUUGGCCGAAUGGAAGAGGGCACAGCGGACUGAUCCAGUGAUAUCACGAUUGUGGAUCUAUAUGGACCGAGGGAGAGGGCCCUCUCCAAGAGAGCGAGCAGCGGAAGAUCGGUCUACUCAAGUGUUGUUGCGACAGUGGGCCCGCCUCUGUGUGGAUCAGGGACUGUUGUGCAGGGAGGUAUGUGAUCCAAAGACAUUUGACAACUUGAGACAAAUAGUGGUGCCUCAGUGUCUGCAGAUGCAGGUUCUGGAAUGGGUGCAUGACCAUGCAGGACACUUGGGAGUGGAAAAGACUUUGGGCAUGGCCCGCCGACGUUUCUUUUGGCCAGGGUUGGCACGAGGAUGUGUUCGAUGCAACCUGCACAAGACUCCUGUAAAUAAAGUGAGUGCCCCUCUUGUAUCUAUACAAUCAGAAUACCCUCUUCAGAUUGUUUCUGUUGAUUUUUUGUCAUUGGAAGCCGCACGCAGUGGGAUGUGUAAUAUCUUAGUUAUGAUGGACCACUUCACUCGUUAUGCAGUUGCAGUGCCUACUGCGGACCAGACUGCUGUGACUACUGCAAGGGUGUUGUGGAAACAUUUUAUACAGUCAUUUGGGGGGUUUGAUCAGUUGCACUCUGACCAGGGCCCAAAUUUUGAAUCCAGGGUCAUUAAAGAGCUAUGCUCAUUGUAUAAUAUCAGUAAGUCUCAUACGACUCCCUAUCACCCAGCUGGAAAUGGACAAUGUGAACGUUUUAAUCGGACACUGUUGAGUAUGCUGGGCACUUUAAAGGAUGAUCAGAAAGAGGAUUGGGACCAGUAUGUGGCAGAAUUGGUACAGGCCUACAAUAACACCCCUCACCCUUCUACAGGUUAUACCCCGUAUUUUUUAAUGUUUGGCCGUCACGCAAAAUUGCCCAUUGACGUCAUGCUGGGCCGGGGAGAUGGAUUUUUGGGCACAGCUGACAGCUGGGUGCAUCACCAUCAUAAAAGAUUAGUGACUGCCUAUAAUCAAGCCCGAAAACAAGUGCAGAAGGCUCAAUUUCAUCAAAAGAAGGGGUUCGAUCGUAAAGUUAAGGGGGAACCUUUGUUGAUGGGGCAGAGAGUUAUGGUCCUAAAUGAGAGGGCCAGGGGACAGGGUAAAUUGGAUGAUAAAUGGGAAAGGAAUGUGUAUGUGGUUAUGUCACAACCUAACCUUGAUAUACCUGUGUAUGUUGUUAAGAAGGAAGGGGUCAAUGGUGAGGAGAGGGUUUUGCAUCGUAAUAUGUUAAGCCCAUGUAAAUUUGAUAUAGCCUUGCCUUUAGAAGGAAAAAGUGUUGAGGUUUCACCUUCUGAGUCUAAUGUCAAUCCUGUGAACAGUAAUUGCUGUAUGUAUCCUUGGGUGGGGGGCUGUCUUACAGGGCCACCAGCACCCAUACAGAGGGAUGGAGGAGCGACCUCUAAUAUGGACAUUGUUGAAGAGACAUCACAGACUGCAUUGAGGGAAGGUCCAUCUAGCCCAUAUGUUUCACAGACUGAGUACUUGAGGCGGUCCACGCGAGCCACAAAGGGCUUGUUGCCUUUACGUUAUAGAAUGUGAGGUAUUUGGGAAUGUGUGGACACAUUUGGAGUGGGGGGGGUGGAUGUAAGCCCUUCAUUUAGGCAAGGGGAGGGGCGUCAGUGGUUGCGCCCGUAGUAUCUGCCUUAUGUCCCAUUAGGGGAAGGAGACAAACACCUGUGCUGCAUUUCUAGUGGAAUCAAUAAAGGUAUGAGGUCUGUUGUUGUUUGGGAGGGAUUUUGUAUGUGAGGGCUGCUGAGCUUCUUGCCAAGGCUGCCGUGUCGGGACGUGGGCUGGUUGUUUUUGUGUGACGGGUGCGAAGCGAUUGGGAGGUAUAGUUUGCAGUUUUGGGGCUUCCCCAACUAAAGUUCGGCGGCCGCCGGGGGUUUUUCCCACGAACGCUGUACCCCAUGUCCGGUGGCGGGUAAGAAGGCUAGUAGCCCAUUAUUUGCCUGCAUCUCCGGUUAAUUCAUUUGUGGGUGUAUUUAGUGUUUUAAUCGCUGGGGAGACCUGGUUUAAUGUGAUCGAUUAAUUGUAGCCGGUCCCCCAGCGUUUGUAUCUGUGUAUAUGUGUUUGUAGGUGAGUGUGUGUGCGCAGAGGGUAUUAGUGUAGGUUGUUCUUCAUGUACCAUACUCUAUUUUAUUGUGACGAUGGCUAAGUAAUUAGUCAGAGUGGUUUUGGCUUGUAUUGAGUGAUUUUUCUUUUGGUGUGGAUUAAUGUGUGGUAUUUAAUUUAUGCACUUAUGAAUUGUUGUACUUCUAGUGUUUGCUGUGUAAUGAAAUCGUCUAGAAUUGGUUGGCACAUGAAUUAACUUUAAUAGGUUGAGACCCUCUGCUGAAUACCUUGCUGUAUGUUGUUCUUUAUCCUGGGUAAUUUGUUAUUUGUCAAAUACAUUGCGAAUUGAAAUAUAUAUAUAUAUAUAUAUGUGAUAAUCAUCUCAACCUCCUGCUCUGCCCUCUUGAGGUUUUAUUUGUUGUAUUUUAUAAGAAUAAAAGUGUAUUUUUG